Oryzias latipes (Japanese medaka) is the source of this 1622-nucleotide messenger RNA. RefSeq names its product ALX homeobox 3 (gene alx3). Gene Ontology annotation, molecular function: RNA polymerase II transcription regulatory region sequence-specific DNA binding; DNA-binding transcription factor activity, RNA polymerase II-specific. Gene Ontology annotation, biological process: regulation of transcription by RNA polymerase II. Lineage: Eukaryota; Metazoa; Chordata; Actinopteri; Beloniformes; Adrianichthyidae. The record is from RefSeq and is a predicted model, not a curated record.
GACAGCAGCCAGUCGCUUCUGCGUGGACUGACUGCUCAAGCGGUGAGAUGGACGCAGACAGCUGUGCGCCGUUCCCUCCGCAGAACAGCAGGACGACACAGACAAACUCUCCCGGAGUGGAUCCCGCCGCUGGAGGGGGUUCUGGUUCGUUUCUGCCCUGCGAUGAACUUCAGAAACCGUUGCACUCGCACCUUCCUCCUCCUCUUCUGCCUCACCGCUUCAGCCUGCGCGGGGACCUUUACGCGGCGGCCAUGAGCAGGUUUGGAGAGUCUGCGGUGAACUUUACGCACGGUUCUGCCACGGCGAACCCGUCCUGUUCUCCGCCCAAACACAGCAAAUUUUUGGACGGUUUGAACCAGGAUCAAAAAGCAGCGACGAUCAGCCGCAAAGCAGCGUUUUAUGAGAACAGCGCGGACGUCAGAGAUAAGGGAGCACUGAAGAGCAUGGGCUUCCCUGGCCUCGGCACAGAUUGCUGUGGCAAACUAAAAGAACCAGGCAGCAGUUUACAAGGAGACUCCAUUGCUGACUCCAUUGACUUAUCAGGGAAAAACAAGAAGCGCCGCAACCGUACCACUUUCAGCACCUUUCAGCUGGAGGAGCUGGAAAAAGUGUUUCAGAAGACGCACUACCCUGAUGUGUAUGCCAGAGAGCAGCUGGCUCUGAGGACAGAGCUCACAGAGGCUCGGGUUCAGGUUUGGUUCCAAAAUCGCAGAGCCAAAUGGAGAAAGCGGGAACGCUAUGGGAAGAUACAGGAAGUCCGCAACCACUUUGCAGCAUAUGAUAUUUCUCUUCUCCCUCGCCAUGAUGCAUACCAGAGCAACCUGUGGCCAGGAGCAGCUGCAGGUGGAGGUGGCGCUUCAGGAGCUACGUGUGUCCUUGGAGCGGACUCCAUGGCCUCCUCCUGCAUGAGUCCAUAUUCCCACCACCACAGCAACCUGCAGAGCUUUAUGGGCAUGCCCACCUCCCCCACCCACACACCUCAUCACCACCCACCACACCAUCCCAGCAUCAACAGUCUCUACUCCCUUCACAGCUUCCCUGGUGGCCUCGGGCCCCCUCCCAUUGAGGGACCAGAUGCCGACUACAAACCGACAAGUUUGGUGGCACUACGGAUGAAAGCCAAAGAUCCAGGAAGCCUGCUGUCAUGGCCCACAUGACUACCACAGUACCAUGCUGUGCUGUGUGCACAGACUGAGCCAAACACUCAUGACCCACACACAGUCCAAGAUGUACACACUUAUCUCAGAAAAUGACUUGUGUUUCCUUUUUUGUACUUAACUUCGCUCAAAGCCUAUUCAAAAUUGACAACUUACAACCCGAAAGAACAACCUUGCGUCCAUUGUUCCAAACUCAAAGUACUGAAAACUGACUUCAGUUUGAUGUUACAAAACUGGAAAACUUUUUUUUCUAUUUAAGUAUGUACAAAAAAUUAUAUUCAUCACUAUUCUUUGUUGUGCUAUGAUAAUUUGAGCAGUAAUACAGAUCCCAAUCCACAUUACUGUCUCAGUAAGAGACUACGUUUGAUAAAAUGCAUAUUUUAAAAGAUUCGAAAAUGAAACAAACUUAUUAAAUAACAUUUUCUUUUGUGAUUCUUUAAUAAAAGCGAGUUUUGGAGAGCACCA